GGACUGCUGGUCUGGUCUUGAGCUUGUUCUAGUAGUGCCAUCUAAAACGUUUUUGAACUUUUUGCCCCUCUUCCCCAGCAAGUAAUCCCUCUUAAAUGUCCUUCGCUGCUCGUCUAUUGAGCCAAAGCCUUGGUGUUGGUGGUGGCGGUGUAGUUGGUCCUGGUCCCGACGUUGGUGCUGUCAAAAGACAAGGAAAUGAGUCAAAGGCCACCUCAAACAUUUCGCAACAACAGCAGCAACGUAAUGAAAAUCUACGAAAUUUAUUUGCUUCAUCGAAAAAAUCCUCAACGAACUCGAAAAAGGAUGCCAACAUAGGGCGCACAAAAAGCAUUUCCUAUAGCAAUUUGCAGGACCUAAGAAGUUCCAGGGCCAAAACGGAUGUGGCAGAGCAGCAACAUAAUCGGACAUCUUGGGGCCAACAUGAUUGGUCUUUAAGCCCAAGUAAUGGACAUAUGGUCCACAUCAAUCCGGACGAUAAAGAUUUUGAGGAUUAUGAUGUUGCUGCAGCAGAACAUGUGUCUGACAAUGCUGCUGUGCCUCGUCCACGUCGUAGUUCUUCACAAAUACGUCGUUGGCAAGUGGGCUGCAACAAUGCAGCCACUGCCACAGCCACUGCCACUGCAACAAACAACUUCAAAUUGGCCAAAAGCAGUAGCAGCAGUAGCCUACUCCCGGGAUCGUGCAAUCAAUUGUUAAUGACGGCCACAAAACAAACCAAUCACUGCUAUGGCUCUGGCAUCAACUUAAACACUUCAGAGCAGGCACUGCAGCAUCCCAGACACUACCGACACCAUCAACGCCCCAUUGUUGCAGCAACUUCUGCUGGAAUAAACAAUAAUUAUCGGGAAUCAUGUCCCGGAGAGUUUUCAAUUACAACACCCAAAUCACGUAGACCCUCGUUGCAGUGGUACAAACGCAAAAAUUGGUCAACGCUGGAGCAUGACACAACCACGGCCGAAGAUGAGGUGGAUGGUGUGGUGAGGGGUGGAGGCUUUGAGGCCUACAAUCAAUUUGUAAGCAAACCUUAUGAAACUUUUGCCAGCCAUUCGAGCCCGAAUGAAGGUUGGCCAUGGCUCACCAACGAUGAUGAUGAGGGUGAUGCCAUGGCUCAGAAUUGGUCCCCGGCUAGGGUUUCUUUAACCAAAUGCAACAAUACCACCAAGCAUGGAGAGCAAGGGGAGGAUUGCAUUAAAGAUGAUGUCAGCGUCAACGACUUGGGAAAUACAAGACCUUUGCGAAAAGGCGAAAUGUAUGGCUACUAUAGUAACGAAUGGCUGAGGACACUUGACAGCGAUGAGGAUGACAGAGGGGCCGAUGACCACGAUGAGGAUAACAAUGAUGCCGAUGAUGGUUGUUAUUUCAGCCAGCGGCAGCAUAUGAAUUGGACCAGAAAUAGAACAUGGAGGGAUAGAAUUGCGGGCUAUGAGGCUAACAAUGAUUGGGUUGAUGACGAUGAGGAGGUGAAUGUUGCCAAUGACAAACAAUUGCAUAGGCCUGGUCUCAGCUCUACCUUUUCUUUGGGGCAGCAGCACAAUAAUGAUGAUGAUGAUGGUGGGGAUGAGGUACUCGCGUCUCCCAACAUGAAUGACACCAUCAACUGCCGCCAUGUUGAUAAAAUUCCUUUAGGCACUGCCAACAACAGCAAAAACCAAGAACCACCAACACCACCAUCAACGUUGAGCAUGCAACAAAGGCAGCAGCAGGCAGGAUAUCAGAACACAAUGCCACCACAUCAGGCACCACAAGGCAAAACCCCUUACACAGUGGCUGAGCUUAUGAAAAUACGUUUAAAACCCAAAAUGUCAGCAGAACAUGCACAAAAUUCUUCAACGCCAGCAAUCAUAAGCGGCAAUUUGAUGUCAGCGCCAACAUCAAAACCAAUGACGAAGGCAACAUCACCGGCGGCCGCAGCAUCAUUGGGCCAGGCUAAGCCCCAAAGUGUGGUGGGAGUACAUUCAGGUCUUAUUAAAAAUUCCUGCGUUGAAAAUAAUUUCGUUUAUCAAGAGCAAGAGGUGGAGGCAGCAAUCAUCCAAGCAUCAAUGGUGUCUCGAAUGCAUCAUCAAGCACAGCAGCAACAUUCAAUUUUGAAUGGCCAAGAAAUUACCAUGGCAAAUGCAUCACUUGAGGCUGCAGCAGCAGCAGCAGCAGCAACAUCAGACUACAUUGGUGUGGAGUGCUGGUGGACACCAGUACACCAACGUCAACAAUCAUCCUUGCAGGGUAAAUACACUGCUCAUUGCCAACAGCAACAGCCACAACAUUUGCCUUUGUCAUUGCCUUCUAUGGUUGCGGUUGUGGCCGAUAAUGAAAACCCCACCAACAUCAAUGAUGCCCGCAGCAGCCACAGCAGUUUGUUAAACGAAAGGUAA
Molecule: messenger RNA, 2369 nt
Organism: Stomoxys calcitrans (stable fly)
Lineage: Eukaryota; Metazoa; Arthropoda; Insecta; Diptera; Muscidae
Exons: 3
Coding region: 96-2369 (757 amino acids)
Source: RefSeq, a predicted model, not a curated record